UUAAUGCUGUUUCUUUGGAAUGUUAACUUUAAUUAGCAUAAUCUUCGAGUUUCCUACUUUAAAAUGGGCACCGAGUCAUAUGCACAAUGUUGCCCAUAUUAAUCCUUUUUGAUAGACACUUGAGUCAGAUUUUCUAUUUUUAUAUUUGAUGAUAAGAUUUAGUUCUCUGUUAGCUGUAAUUCUUCAAGGGAUUAUAGAAUAGACUAAUUUAAUUAGUCCUUUGCUCGUUUCUUUUCUUCACAACUAUAUUUUAAUUCCAUUAUUGCCUCCAUGUUAGGCAAAGGUUUAGUUCCUCUCUCCUCUUUGUGACAUAGUCCUUUCUUUCUUCCCAUUUCCUCGAGUUCUUAUGGGCUAAGAGAGGGAAAUAAAUUCAGCAGAAUGCAGCAAAUAAUAUAAUGGAUGAAGUAAUCAAUUGAUCUUUCCCCAUUAUCGAAUCGUUUCUGAUUUUGUAGUGGGACGAAGGAAAUAUGGAGAAGAAAAGUGCUAUAUUGAUGAACAGGUAUGAGCUAGGGCGAUUGCUUGGACAAGGGACUUUCGCCAAGGUAUACCAUGCGCGAAAUCUCCAGUCUGGCCAAAAUGUUGCCAUCAAGAUUAUCGAUAAAGAGAAGGUCCUAAGGGGUGGUUUGAUAGAUCAAAUCAAGAGAGAAAUCUCUGUUAUGAGGCUUGUUAGACAUCCCAAUAUUGUUCAGCUCUAUGAGGUCAUGGCAAGCAAGACCAAGAUCUAUUUUGCCAUGGAAUACGUGACAGGUGGUGAGCUUUUCAGCAAGGUUGCCAAGGGGAAGCUCAAGGAAGACGUUGCUAGAAAGUAUUUCCAACAAUUGAUUGGAGCAGUUGAUUUUUGCCAUAGCCGAGGUGUCUAUCAUCGAGAUAUCAAGCCUGAAAAUCUCCUCCUUGAUGAAAAUGGUAAUCUGAAGAUUUCUGAUUUUGGAUUGACUGCUUUGUGGGAUUCAAGAAAGCAAGAUGGGCUUCUCCAUACAGCUUGUGGAACUCCUGCUUAUGUUGCUCCAGAAGUCAUUACCAAGAACGGCUAUGAUGGGGCUAAGUCUGAUAUAUGGUCUUGUGGGGUUGUUCUGUUCGUUCUUUUGGCUGGCUAUCUUCCAUUUAAUGACCCAAAUCUCAUGGAACUUUACAGGAAGAUCAUCAAAGGAGAAUUCAAGUGCCCUAACUGGAUUAACUCAGAGGCUCGGAAGCUUCUUUCGAGGAUUCUUCACCCCAAUCCUAGCUCAAGAAUCUCCAUUGAUAAGAUAAUGAGCAAUUCUUGGUUUAAGAAGGGUUACAAACAGAUUGAAACCCCACCAUCACCGCAAGGUCAAGCCAGAUGCACGUUGCUUAAGGAUGUUCAUGAAGCCUUCGACUCAUCGUUACCAUCAGAAGGCGUAAACAAUUCACAGAAAGAAGUAGCAGAAGAUGCAAGAAGCCCUGUGAAACCAACUAAUUACAAUGCCUUUAAUAUAAUCUCCCUGUCAAAAGGAUUUGAUUUAUCAGGCUUGUUUGAGAAAGAUAGUAAUCAACGGCUAGAGGCAAGAUUCACCAGCAAAGAACCAGCAUCAACGAUCGUGUCGAAAUUCCAAGAGAUAGCAAUGAUGGAGAGCUUCAAUUUUAACAAGAAAGAUGGAACAGUGAAGUUGCAGGGAUGCAAGGAAGGAAGAAAGGGGCAACUUGAAAUAGAUGCAGAAAUAUUUGAAGUUACACCAUCUUUUUUUGUGGUUGAGUUGAAUAAAGCAUCAGGAGAUACGUUGGAGUAUAAGAAUUUCUGUAACCAGGAAUUAAGACGUUCUCUUAAAGAUAUAGUUUGGGCAUGGCAAGGGAAUGAGCAGCAGCAAGUAUAACCUAUUAGCCACCCUUAAUUUGGGUCUUUUCUUUGGAUUGGAUAUGAUUUUUCUAUAAUUACCUCUAUCUGAAAUGAGUAAAUGUUUGUACUUUGCUGCUUCAGAACUUUCGCCUUUUCAGUUUUUGUUCUUCUCUUUUCCCUUUCAUUUGUUCUUUGAAACUUACAAUUUCAAUGCAAAUGGAUGAAAGUUUCACCGGCCAUAA
Messenger RNA from Hevea brasiliensis (rubber tree), 2034 nucleotides. Its product is annotated as CBL-interacting serine/threonine-protein kinase 20. The record is from RefSeq and is a predicted model, not a curated record. Gene Ontology annotation, molecular function: ATP binding; protein kinase activity. The transcript has a single exon. Lineage: Eukaryota; Viridiplantae; Streptophyta; Magnoliopsida; Malpighiales; Euphorbiaceae. Bases 468 to 1829 code for a protein of 453 amino acids. Gene Ontology annotation, biological process: protein phosphorylation; signal transduction.